This is a messenger RNA of Esox lucius (northern pike), 1727 nucleotides long. RefSeq names its product creatine kinase S-type, mitochondrial. The record is from RefSeq and is a predicted model, not a curated record. Gene Ontology annotation, biological process: phosphocreatine biosynthetic process. The coding region runs from base 167 to 1420 and encodes 417 amino acids. NCBI's taxonomy places the organism in Eukaryota, Metazoa, Chordata, Actinopteri, Esociformes, Esocidae. The transcript is spliced from 10 exons. Gene Ontology annotation, cellular component: mitochondrion. Gene Ontology annotation, molecular function: creatine kinase activity.
AUGCUGAACUUUUCAUUGGUCUAAGGCACAGGUCCUAAUCCCACGUUAGUGGGUGGAGUGGAGGAUAAGAAAGAGAGGAAGAGGAUCCUGACAGAGAGAUACUUUAGCAGAGGGAUACCGGCAGUGAAAAAGCACAAGUUAAUCCUGAUUUUGACCUCAGUCCAAAAUGACAACCUCCUUUACCAAAAUGCUGUCCGGCCGUAACACAGCCAUGCUGUUGGCCAGUCUGGGAGCUGGCACCAUGGCAACUGCCUACCUGAUGACUGACAGCAACACUGUGUCUGCUGAGCAGAGGAGGAAGCUGUACCCACCCAGCGCUGACUUCCCUGACUUGAGGAAGCACAACAACUGCAUGGCGCACGCCCUGACACCUGCUAUCUAUGCCAAGCUGAGAGACAAAGUGACUCCUAACAACUGGACCCUGGACCAGUGCAUCCAGACCGGAGUGGACAACCCUGGUCACCCCUUCAUCAAGACCGUUGGCAUGGUGGCUGGGGACGAGGAGAGCUAUGAGGUGUUCGCUGAUAUCUUUGACCCCGUCAUCAAAGACCGACACAACGGCUAUGACCCCAGGACAAUGAAACACCCCACUGACCUGGACGCGUCCAAGAUCACCAACGGGGUGUUUGACGAGAAAUACGUCCUGUCAUCUCGCGUGCGUACAGGCCGUAGUAUCCGUGGGCUGAGUCUGCCUCCGUGCUGCUCCCGCUCUGAGCGCCGUGAGGUGGAGCGGGUGGCCGUCCAGGCCCUGGCCGGUCUGAAGGGUGACCUGGCUGGACGCUACUACAGCCUGGGAGACAUGACUGAGAAGGAACAGCAGCAGCUCAUUGAUGACCACUUCCUGUUUGACAAGCCCGUCUCCCCCUUGUUGACGUGUGCUUUCAUGGCUCGUGAUUGGCCCGAUGGCAGGGGCAUCUGGCACAACAAUGAGAAGACCUUCCUGAUCUGGAUCAACGAGGAAGACCACACCAGGGUCAUCUCCAUGGAGAAGGGAGGCAACAUGAAGAGAGUCUUCGAGAGGUUCUGUAGAGGACUCCAGCAGGUGGAGAAACUGAUCAAGGAGAGGGGCUGGGAAUUCAUGUGGAACGAGCACCUGGGUUACAUCCUGACGUGCCCCUCCAACCUGGGGACCGGACUCAGGGCGGGAGUGCACGUCAAACUGCCCAACCUCAGCAGGGACAAUCGCUUUGGGAAGAUCCUGGAAAACCUGCGUCUGCAGAAAAGAGGAACAGGUGGAGUCGACACGGCCGCAACUGGAGAUACCUUCGAUAUCUCCAACAAUGACCGUUUGGGGAAAUCUGAGGUUGAGUUGGUCCAGUUGGUGAUUGAUGGAGUGAACUAUCUGAUCGAAUGUGAGAAGAAGCUGGAAAGGGGCCAAGACAUCAAGGUCCCCGCCCCUAUCGGCCAGUUCAGGAAGUAAAACACCUGAAUCACAACCCUGACAGGAAGUGACCCGGGGUUAGAGAGGCCAAGAAGUUAUGUACCAGGGAUGAAGAACUAUGCAUGUUCUCUCCACUUUUCCCCAAACUGAGCCAUUUGGAGUUAAGUAGAAGUAGAAUGUCUUUCCAUUGGUCCAGCAGCUGAUAGUGGUUGUAUCCCCUGAUGGUUAAGGUUAGGAGUAUCCAAUUCUGGACCUAGACCUGUGGUUAGGAGUCUUCUACCUGGAACAAAUGUCUUACCUGUAACAAUAACCUCAAUAAAGUCACUGAUCUCUGAUUUAUCAAAUA